AAAUAGUUCUGAACACUACAGUAGUAAAACAGGAAGCAUACAAUGAGGGAGUAAGGCGGAGAAGCGCAGUGCUAAAGCUGAACCAUCGUCGUCCUUCGCUGCACCCCAAAAAAAAUGCUAACUCAAGCUUCAGCCGGAGCUGUAUCAGCCUCACCUGCAUUUCCGUUUUCAUCCUUCAAUUUCAGAGAUCCUAAAUCUACUCUUCUCAUUCUACUUUCCUUCUCGCUUCUCUCUAUUCUUCUCAUCGUUUCCCUUUCUUCGUCUUCCUCCACUCCUCCCCAUUCUGGACCUGACCCCUCUCUCUUUCCCUCCCACCAAGCCCAACGCAUCGUCUUCGACGAAACCUCCCAAUCUGAUCCCUCCCCUCCCUCCAUAGGUUACCUCAUCUCCGGAUCCCGCGGCGAUUGGAGUCGGGUCCUCCGAUUGCUUUUCGCCACAUACCAUCCCCGUAACCAUUACCUCCUCCACCUCGACCCCUUUGCUCCAUAUGCCGAUCGUGAGAGGCUUGCUCUCGCUGUACAGUCUAACCCCAUAUUUCGAGCUGCCCAAAACGUCGACGUUAUCGGCAAGCCGGAUUUUGUCUAUUCCAAGGGGUCGUCUCCGGUUUCUUUCACGCUCCACGGCGCCUCGAUACUGCUUCGCUUGUCGGUCAAAUGGAAUUGGUUUAUCAGUCUGAGUGCUGAUGCUUAUCCACUCGUUACCCAGCCAGAUCUCCUCCACAUUUUGUCAUUUCUGCCCAAGGAUGUGAAUUUUGUGAACCAUUCAAGUUACAUUGGCUGGAAAGAGUCAAGGAAGCUGAGACCCAUUAUUGUUGAUCCGGGCCUUUAUCUUUCAGAGGGGACCGAAAUGUUUUUUGCUACUCAGAAGAGGGAUUAUCCUGACGCCUUCCGCUUGUUUACAGGAUCACCAUUUUUUAUCUUGAGUCGCAAGUUUAUAGAAUUUUGCGUCUUGGGAGAGGACAACCUCCCAAGGACGCUACUGAUGUAUUUUGCAAACGCCCCUAAAUCACUUUCCAGCUAUUUCCCUACGGUUCUCUGUAAUUCUCGCAGAUUCAGCAGGACUAUUGUAAAUCAGAACUUACUAUAUAAUACUUUUGACAAACCUUUCAUGGAUGAACCCCGGGCGCUAAAUACUAGUGAUUUUAAUGACAUGGUUAGUAGUGGAGCUGCCUUUGCCCGAAAAUUCCUGCCAGAUGAUGCAGUGCUUGAUCUCAUUGAUGAAAAAAUUUUGGGUCGAAGUCCUGAAUCAGUUGUGCCUGGCGGAUGGUGCCUAGGUGAGCCUGGGAACGGGACGUGUUCAGUUUGGGGAGAUGCUGGUAUAUUGAGACCAGGUCCAGGAUCUCGAAGACUUGAGAAAGCAAUUGUUGACCUGCUGUCAAAUGGUACUUUCCGUUCUCCUCUCUGUAAAUUUUGAUGAAGUGACUCUACCACGCAUUCAUAAGAUGCAAUGGAAUAUAAGCCUACCUAAAGAGAAAAGGUACGACGGCUUGGAAGAAUCAACUGAUUGCGUUCUUACUUGUUCCUCUUCGAAAUCUUGUAGCAAGUUACAGUCUGUGCUGGAUAUAAGCUAGGUACGAUUACUAAUUCUUUUAGAGCAGUCAAAUUUUUGCUAAUUCUGGAUGUCAAAUUUAUAUAUGGGGUUGUGCUUUCUCUUGGCGGAUGUUAUUUUGAUUUCACGUGCAAAAAAUGGAUUAAAUACACCAUAGUUGGGUUUCACGCCCAUUUUCAUAUUCAAUUUGUGUCGAGGUCUGUCUUUACCUUUGUGUUCUUUAGAUUGAUGUCUUCCUAAAUCAUGAGAAGUUACCGGAUCAA
Molecule: messenger RNA, 1811 nt
Organism: Neltuma alba
Lineage: Eukaryota; Viridiplantae; Streptophyta; Magnoliopsida; Fabales; Fabaceae
Product: beta-glucuronosyltransferase GlcAT14A
Exons: 4
Coding region: 115-1413 (432 amino acids)
Cellular component (GO): membrane
Molecular function (GO): glucuronosyltransferase activity
Source: RefSeq, a predicted model, not a curated record